AAUCGACCAGCUGUUUUAUAGUUUUGUUCUUGUCUGUCAUAAUUUUAAAAACAUUACUAAGUUCUUUAAUUUAGAAAUAGAGUUAAAUUACUCAUUUUGUUUAACAAUAAAGUUCCUUUUAUCUAUCACCAUCAAACAGAUACGUACGUUUUAUAUCCUUUCGGGUUUUUUUAAGUUUCACUUUUUAAAAUUGACAGCUUAUCUUUCCAAGGAGUUUUGUAGGAAUGGCGUCUCAUAAGUGAAGUUGAAAAAAGAAAAACGCUUUGAAGUGCAAAACCUCGAUAUUUUUUUGUUAAAAUAGACAUUAGUAGUUAGUGAAAAGACAUGGCAAACAAAGCAACGAGUAGUGCUCUUAGGGCGUUAGCAGUGGAGUAUAAAAGUUUACAGGAAGAACCAGUUGAAGGUUUUUGUGUAAAACUUGUUAAUGAAGAUAAUCUUUUCGAAUGGGAAGUAGCUAUUUUCGGUCCACCUGAUACCCUCUAUAUGGGAGGUUGCUUCAAGGCAAGAAUGAAAUUUCCCACAGAUUAUCCAUAUUCACCACCAUCAAUAAGAUUUUUAACAAAAGUCUGGCAUCCUAAUGUAUAUGAGAAUGGAGAUUUGUGUAUUAGUAUUCUUCACCCUCCUGUAGAUGAUCCACAAUCUGGUGAACUACCAUGUGAACGUUGGAAUCCAACACAAAAUGUUCGAACUAUUUUAUUGUCUGUAAUAUCACUUCUAAAUGAACCAAACACAUUUAGUCCUGCCAAUGUUGAUGCCUCAGUAAUGUACCGCCGCUGGAGGGAUUCAAAAGGAAAAGAUAAAGAAUAUGAAAAUAUCAUAAGGAAACAAGCAAUGGCUGCUAGAGCUGAAGCAGAACGAGAUGGUUUAAAAGUACCAUUAACCUUGGAAGAUUAUUGUAUUAAAACACAAGUGAAACCGAAUAAUUCUGAGCCUCAAGUUGAAAUGACUGAUUUUUAUGAUGAUGAUUAUGAUGAAGAGUACGAUGACCCAUCUGAUGGAUCUGAAUAUCCCGAGGAAGAUGAUAAUGACAGUGGAAACGGAGAAUUGUGAUGUCGCUAAGAAAAUUUAUUUCAUGAGAUAUGUUUGUUUUAGGUUUUUUCCUACUCUGUUUAUAAUUGCUGCUUCAAAUUUUAGUGUUUAUUUCGACAGACAUGGUUAAUCCUAACUAUUAUUUUCUAUCUUCUUAUAGAGGAAUGUUCCUAAAUCAAUAAUUUCUCUUUUACAUCGAAACAUAGUGAAACUCACUGCAUUAUUUAUUUGAGCUCUCAACAUUUUUUUUAAUAUCAAGAGCCUUAUUCAGAUAGGAUUAUACCUGUCUCUCUAUGAUCUCCUUCAAUAUACGAGUUUUAUAUAUCAUCACACCUACCAAAUUAUAGAUAUAAUUAAAUUCAAAAACUAAAAAAAUUAUCUGGAUAAUAAGAUCACAAUCUAUUGAAGAAAUUGAUGGAAGUAUUUCAUAAAAUUUCGUAAGUUAUGGUAGAGAAACAAUAUUUCUGAAUUUGCAUUGGAUUGUAAAUUAGACCUAGAAAAUAUCAGCAAAUUAAAUUGAUUGUAACAUAACAUUUUUGUUUAUUUAUAGAAUUUUUAUUUAAUAAAUUUUCAGUGGAAUAAUUAAACAGUUUAUUACUUAUUAAAUAUCUAGAAGAGGUUGGAAGCAGUGAGGUAAAAUCAAAUUAAACAAAAAACACACAUUGAAAAUUUGAUUUACUAUAUGAAUGUUUUAGAUUCGUCAAUUUUAUUUCCGAGCACAUUGAAGAUUAAUUUAUCACCUUUUCUGGUCUAUCUCAAACAAUUUCUAUAGGAGUAAACGACAAUACUAGAUGACCACAAAACAAGAGUUACUGUUUUCAUGUUGGCGCCACAGGAUUACAGUACUACUGCUUAAAUUUGUUAUUAUGCCCAUGGAAAGAAAAUUUAAGUAUAAAUAAUUUCUUAAUAACCUAAACGUGGACUAAAGAAAAUAUCGAGCGUGGGACAAUUGACAAAACUCUCUUAAAGUAGUUGGAUGAAGAAAUAACAAAAAUUUCAGUGUUUACAAAAACAUAGCAAUCCAGAUGAUUAUGCAUUAAAGCCCCCAAUGAAACUGUAACAUUUUUGUGGCUUCACCACAUAUUAUGAUAUAUUUUAAUAGAAAGCUUAAGAUAUUUUUCUUAGGUAAAUCUGGUAAUGGCACAAUCAUGAAACAUUUUUCAUGUCAUAGUAUAAGCUUCUGAAGUCCUAAUUUCGUUUCUGUUUCUGAGUAACUGAAUUUAUUAUUCCAAAGGAUACAUUCCCAUUACUCACUUUUCAGCUUCAAGUUACCCUAUUUUUAUUGAAAGAGGUAGAAAUCGGAAGAUUCAAAAGAUAAAAAAAAUUGUAGAUUUUCAUUUCCAAUAUGUUGUAAAUUUUUUUUGCAGUAGCACAUUUUCUUCCACACAGUUUUAUUCAUAUUAUGUUAUUAUUUAUUUAAUUUAAUAUCACAAUCUUCUAGAGCCAAAUUUUAAGUGGGAGUAAAAUAACAUUCAGAAGACCUAAAAACACAAUUUUCAGAUUCUAUCUUAUGAAGUAGUCGGCAAAACGAUUCCUUAAUCCUUUUUGAAAUAAUGUUGCUGUUCUUUUAAACAGUGAUGUAUUCGAAAUAUGUAAUUAAUUAAUACUUGUAAACAAAUUUGUAAAUAUUUUCACAGUUAAUUAGAAGAUUCAACAAACUAAUUCCACAAUUGCAUCAGAUCCCACAAGUGUUUUAAGUCUUUCAACUGUAUUUUGAGAUUUUCAUUAAUUGUGUUAGGUUGGUUAUAUUAAAUUAAACUCGUCUAUUGAAAUUAAUUUUCUUGGUGUUCUGUGUAUAUAACUUGUGUUAAUCGCAUGGAUUCAUUCUAACUCUAGGGAUUGAUUAACAAAUCUUAUUAUGAAGGAGUUAAAGAAUAAAGGGAUUAAAUCCACUUAAUGACAAAUUAACUAAUAAAUAAUUAAGAAUUUUCUUAGUUUCAGUAUCUGAUACCAGUAUUUUCAAUGACAAAAUAUGGUAAAAAUGGGCUAUAUCUUAUUGAAAGGAAAAAAUAAUAAGAAAAUUUGUGAAAGGAAAUUAAAAGUUAAAUUAACCUCAACUGGAAAAACAAAUGAAAAUUUUUAAUAUAAAGACAUCUAACGAGAGAAAAAUAAGUUGGUAUGGUAUAAAUACUCAUAUAAAACAAAUAGUCCUUAUGAUGUAUGACACAAAUUUUCCCCUUUUAUUCUUACAUACCUUCAUAUGUUAGGGUCGUUUUUUAAAUUUUCAAAACAUUUUCAAACUACGUUGCAAAUAGUAUUAAUGAACUUAUCUAGAUAAGGCUGAAUUGUUGCCAAGAUUUAGCAGAGAUCUGGAUAGCGAUGGUAUAAUAUGGUGAUCUAGCAGUUGCAGCAGCAAUUAAUAGCACCAAAGUAGGAUCUGAAUAAAUUUAUUGAAUUGUUGCCUCCGAGAUGUAGUAUAGGAAAAUAUUUCUCUUUUGGAAACAACUACACGAGAGUAGAUUAAAUAAGAAAAAAUUCAUCAUAGGUUAAUAUUGGCCUUCUACUAGGUAAUCACAUUAAUCGAUAUGAGAAAAUGUUUUUGAAAAUUAUGAAUUAUCAUUUUUAGACAGCCCUAACGUGGAGUCUUUUGUACUGACCUAUUCAAAGGUGUUCAGAUUUACAUAAAUAUAAAAUUCAAUAUAUGCAAAUUUUUCAAAUGAUUUUUGUUUAAUAAAAGUAUUGUUUGUCGUAAUAUACUUUUUAUAAAAUCAUCAAACCUCAUUCUAAAUUUGAGGAUAUACAACAUAUUAUUGAAAAUCGGAAUUAAUUCAAAUGUUUGAGACUAGAAUAAAGUUCAAACAAACAUUGCGCUAUUAUAGUUCUAAUCUUCUAAUAGUCUGGUGGCUAUUUAGCAACAUUAGUUAUUAACUUAGAUUAAUUAUACUGAAUAUUGUAUAUUAUUCGGGAAUCGUUUUGGCUUUACAGCCACUCUGCACCUAUACCUGGAAUAUAUUUUCUACGAGACUCUACAUCUCAUUGUUCUGCUUCCAACAUACGCAGACCCAAAGAAGACUAUUUUUCUGGAUUUUCCUACUUCCCAAGGUGUUAGUACUACUCCUUCAAAGUACUUUUAGUCAAAUGGGGGUAGUUGCUCUGCUAUUUCCAUGGCUUGCCAAGACCGACCACCAGUUUUAUGUCGUUUCUGAUUAUAACUAGCAAUUCUUCAUACUUUUAAGCUUAUAUGGGUACGGAUUUUUUGGAUUGUCUUACGCCUGGAGUGUUUCUCCAAGCCUAAGACAAACAGGGCAGUAAACUAUUGAUCUCUGAAGACGAUAAAUUGGUUAUCGAAACGCACAUCAGUGUGUUGGUGUAGUGAUGGUAGUAAAUUUUGUGUUACGAAUACCAGCAACCAUUUCAGAAAUUCCAACUAAAUAUUAUAAUUGUUAGCAAAUAUAUUAAUUUUGUUAUUCGAUAUGUACAGCAAUCAGUAAUAUAUCCUGUAUAAUCAAAAAAGUGGAUUCGAAACUAGAAGUUCAAAAGUGAAAUCUGAAUAAAUAAUUUAUCAGUGGUUAGUUCAGUACGAAAUACAACACAUUGUAUAUAUUGUAUGUAUUUAGUGAAUAUAUGAAAAACCUUUUUUUGAAAAUGUGUUAUAAAGUGAAAGGAGAAGAAAUUUCUGUAAAAAUAACAAUCAGUAUUUUGAAAACUGUAAAUUGAGUAUUACUGCACGAUUUGGAUCUAAUAGGUUGCUAAAUAUACAAUAAAAGUCAUUAUGUAUAGAAGCGAGAAAAUAAUUCGUGGAUUUUUCAUCAGAGGUCCCUAAAUUUUUUCAUCUUACAGUAUUUUCAAAAUUUUACUGCUGAAUUUCAACCAUAUUCCUUAAACCUUGUCAAAAAUAUGAAGAUGUAACAACGGUAGUUUAUCUAGACCUCUGUAGUGGUCAAUUAAUUCUUGGUAGUCCAUCUGAAUCACUUACUUACCCCAUAAAAAAAUCGUUUAUUCCUAAUUAUUCAAAAUCUCAUUAGCCAUUUAGUGAGCAAAAAAUUGACAAUUUAAAGAGAUUAGAAACCCAACAAAAACUCUAUAUUUACUAGUACUUAAUAACUGAUAGUAUUUUAGUCUAGUCUGGAAAAUUUCCUUUAAAAUUGAUAAUAAAAUGUUCCCCAAAUGAUUUAAGAUGUUUUUCCUAUUAGAUCUAAUAUUAAAUCUUGUAGAAUUCACUCAAAAUAAAUUCAGUUUCAACGUCAGUUAAUUUUCAAAAAGGUCCACAUAUUCACAAAUGGUUCAGGUGAUUUUGAUAACUAGGUUAAAUAUAUUUUUUUGUAAAUAUUUAAUAGAGUAUUAAUAUUUAUUUAGAUUUAGAAUUUUUGAUCAUUAUGAAUGUGUAAAAUUUCUCACAGGAUACAUCAAUAUGAUUUGAUAGAUAAAACUCUACAGCAUGUGAAUAUUGAUUUCGGUAAAAUUUCAUCAAGGGAAGAGAUUAGGAACAUAGCAACUAACUGAUAUUUAUAACAAUUUUUUGGUUCUUUAAAAAAAUAUCUAAUUAAAUUAACAAAUAAAAAUCCACUGAGAAGCAUUUUCUUUAUAAUCAAUUGUUUUUAGGUCAUAACUUAUAUAUAAUAAUUAUUUUCUUCAACUUUUUACACCUCAUAUAUCUGAAAAUCAGUUUAAAUCAUUAUUUAGUGCUCGUUCUUCCAAACCCUGGAUCGUACACUUUGAUUUGAGAAAAUAUUUAUAAUAAAUCAUAUUGAUACACUCUGUAUAUUUGAAGUAGUUGAUAUAUCAAUGUAUAUAGAAACAUUUAGUAAUUUGACCACCAUUUUAAAAACUCCCUUGGAGUUGCCGUUAGAGGCAGUGUUCAAUAUUUUUAUAUACGGCAAAUAUAUUGGUAAUGUGAACAGAAUAUUGGAAAAUACAUCCAAAUGUCUUUAAGUUGUAUUAACAAAUACAUCCAUAUCUGGCUCAAACGGCCAGACAGUGUAAUUUUGAGUGUUGAUGUAUUAGUGGUGUUUGAUAUGAAUAUUACAAACGGUUCCAAAAAUGAUAACAUGGCAGAGUAUUUUUCAACUUUAGGAAUACUUCUCAGAAGAAAUCCAUCUAAAAAUGUCCAAACUUUUCAAUGAAAACAGUAAUUUGUCAAUUUCAUUUAUCUAUCUGAAAUUAUCUUGCAAACUUUCAACGCCACAUGGUAUAUAUUAUAUAUGACAUAUAUUUGGAGGUACAUCUUAAAGCUACACUGACACUAGUAUUUUUUUAUACAUAAUCACUGGCCAAGCCGUGAAAAAUCGAACUAUUUGACUGUUCAUAUUGCAUAUUGUAAUGUUCAUCGAUAGUGAUUUUCUCGCAUUGAAAUAUUUAUGUCAUUAAUUACCUCAUGUGUGAAAUUUGUUUUAAACUGUUCUAUCUUUUGAACGAAUAAAUGGUCAAGAUUU
Diorhabda carinulata is the source of this 6401-nucleotide messenger RNA. RefSeq names its product ubiquitin-conjugating enzyme E2 R2. Gene Ontology annotation, biological process: protein polyubiquitination; ubiquitin-dependent protein catabolic process. NCBI's taxonomy places the organism in Eukaryota, Metazoa, Arthropoda, Insecta, Coleoptera, Chrysomelidae. The record is from RefSeq and is a predicted model, not a curated record. Gene Ontology annotation, molecular function: ubiquitin conjugating enzyme activity. The transcript is spliced from 4 exons. Bases 325 to 1050 code for a protein of 241 amino acids.